Molecule: messenger RNA, 11005 nt
Organism: Petromyzon marinus (sea lamprey)
Lineage: Eukaryota; Metazoa; Chordata; Hyperoartia; Petromyzontiformes; Petromyzontidae
Product: nuclear receptor coactivator 2-like
Biological process (GO): cellular response to hormone stimulus; positive regulation of transcription by RNA polymerase II
Cellular component (GO): nucleus
Molecular function (GO): protein dimerization activity; nuclear receptor binding
Source: RefSeq, a predicted model, not a curated record
AGUAUCAGACGGUGUCCCACGGGACACAGCAAACCGUGGAAUAGAGAACCUCUUAAUUUAGCCGCAUGCUCGCCAAAUGCUGCACCAGGCCAUUCUCAUCAAGACAACCGUGGCUUGUGCAGGGCUGACAUGUGGGCAACUUAUUUUGUUGUGCCGCUGUUUGUGGCGAAGGUUUAUUUUUUCCUUCCCUUGGUUUGAGUCAAGCAAGGCAUCGACGUUGUGUGUUUAAAGCCUGGCCCGUGCUGCCUGAUUAUCAUGAUGGUUUUAAAAGUCCCCAGGUCUUGCGGUACAGUAUGUGUGGCUUAAUCCCACCACGUGUGAUGCAAGCGCUGCCACCAAUUAACUGUCGUUUAAGUAUUUUUUUCUCCUGCCGUUGUGUAAUGGUUGGCACGCUCGACUUGCAAUCCAGAGGUCGCCGGCGUGAUUUGGUUUCCCGGUGCGGCAGUUGAAAUCAUGGGCAGGUUUUUUAAAUCCACCUCCGUCUCUGCCCACCUAUCGGUAGCAGUUUAACUAUAUCGAUAGGUCUCAUGCGUUGGGCUUGCUGGAGGCACUUUCGCCAGCAUUGGAGUGAGCAAUAAAUUGCAGGGCCUUGACCUCUUUUAAGUCUUUAUCUUUAAAAAAACAAGAUUGUGUACUUGUAUGUUGUCAACAACAACAGCAAGAAGCAUUGAUAAGGGGACUAUUUGUUUUAUUUUAUACCUACGUGACUUUACCGAAAGAACCAAAGAGUGGAUCCCUGCGGUCACGAAAACUUCAAAUCUAGAUUGGACUAUUUACUGUGCCUCAUUACUCUUGAGUGAUUUCUGUGACUUUCACGGUCCAUUCUCGGCUGUGCUUACUUGUAACAUUUCUGAUGAAUGGUAUUGAAGGUUCACUCACGAGUGGUCCCGUGGGUUUUGUGUACAGUUGUAAUUCGAAUUGACGGUGAUGUUUUCAAAUAGUUUUGUCUUGCCCGAUUAGAUAAUUGAAUAUAUUAAGGCAGAUUAGCGUGAUACACACAGUGAAUCGUGGCAACGGUUGCUCAUUACAAAUACGAUUCUCAAAGCAUUGCUCUGGGGAGUUGCAAGAAGGAAGAAAACCGGGGGUUGAAAGUUCAGUGGAGAGGUCAACGAGAGGCCAGAUCAGACACUGAUUGAUUGCGCUUGGCUCCUAUUGGCUCGCCUGACUGGAGGUGGUGCCCCCAUUGGUUCGCGCCCAUAUUUGUGGGAGUGGCGUCGAGCGGAGAGGGCUUUGUGGGGAGCGGUGUGUUCGGCAGCAGCGGCGUACAAACAUACGACGAGAGGCAGAGGACGUUAAUGUUUGAGCCUUUGCCAUGACGCGUGGGCCUUCCUGACGUCACGCUGCUACUUCGUUUUUUUAUUCAGCGUGUGGGCUGGCGAAGCGUAGAUCAAACUUCGGCCGGAGUUGUUUUCAAGCGACCUGCCGCCGUCAUUUUUCUCCCCCUCCCUUCUCUCUCGUUGGCUCUCUGGAGAGCGAGCAAACGAGCCCGUUGUGCGUUCUGCCGAAUGGCGCUAUCCCGCGGUCUCACCUGUCAUAUCCUGGGAGCUGCGCAGAAGACCGUCUUGAUUAAUGAGACCGUAUGAUUAGGCAACAGCAGGAGGACGCGUCCUUGAAAUUUGCAAACCAACCACGGGGUUCUUUUUUUUGUUUGGGGGGAAAAAAAAGAAAAUUGAAUUUUGUGGAAUAAGCAAUUAUGUUAAUGAAGCUGCAGGGUCUCGGAGAGUUCAGUGCACAGUGACAGCAUGAGGGAUUUCAUGGAACUUUCUUUUUAGCGCUGGCCCUCCGCGGGCAGAUGUUUAACCCAGAUUGGCAUGAAGUGGUCUGAUGUGAUUCCUGAGUCAAGAUCCCUGCUGCUGUCUAUGGUGGUGAGCACCGCGGAGACAUGAGUGGCCUCGGGGACGGCUCGUCGGAGCCUCCCACUGGGGAUUCGCGCAAACGCAAAGGCUCCUCGUCCUCGCCGCAAGAGCACAUGCUGGGAUGGCCCGCGGAAAAGCGUCGACGCGAGCAGACGAGCCGCUACAUCGAGGAGCUCGCAGAGCUCAUCUCGGCCAACAUGGGUGACAUCGACGGGCUGGGAGUGAAGCCGGACUCGUGCGCCGUCCUGCGCGAGACCGUCAGCCAGAUCCGGCAAAUCAAGCAACGCGAGCAAGAGAAAAAUGCUGCCUUCCACGGUGACGUCCAGCAGUCUGACGUGUCCUCCAGUGGCCAGAGCGUCAUUGAAAAGGAGGCCCUGGGUCCUCUGCUCCUUAAGGCACUGGACGCCUUCUUUUUCGUGGUGGAUCCGGAGGGGCUGAUCGCCUUCGUGUCGGAGAACGUUCAGAACUACCUGGGCUUCACCCAGGAGGAGCUGAUGAACAAGGUGGUCUUCAACGUCCUCCACGUGGGCGACCAUGCGGAGUUUGUGCGCUCCCUGCCUAAGUCUCAAGCGAACGGGGUGCCCUGGCCGUGCGACUCGGUCUCGCGCCGCAGCAGCCGCACGUUCAACUGCCGCAUGAUGGUGCGGCCAUGCGCCAGCGUCGCUGGGGCCGCCGGCUCCGAGAGCCACUACGAGAUGAUGCAGUGCUUCGCCGUGUCCCAGCCGCACGCCAUGCAGGAGGAGGGAGAGGAGCUGCAGUCGUGCCUGAUCUGCGUGGCGCGUCGAGCGCCGGCUCCAGAGCGUCCUUUCGAACAGUUCUACACCAGACAGGACAUGAGCGGCAAGAUAGUGGCCAUCGACAUGACAAGCCUGCGCGCCUCGAUGCGUCCGCGCAGCGAGGACCUGGUGAGGAGGUGCAUCCAGGCGUUCCACCAGCCGCAGGAGAACGGAAUGUCGCACGCGGCCAGCCACCACCGUGAAGUCACACUCAAGGGCUGCGCCCAGAGUCCCACGUACAGGUUCCGCAUGCAGGACAGCACGGUGGUGGCCGUGCAAACCAAGAGCCGUGUCUACCAGGUGCAGGGCUCCAGCGCCGCGCAGAUCAGUUCCAUGUACACCGUCUUCAGGGGCCCGUACCUGUCAAAGCCCCCAGGUAUGGGUAUGCCGAGACCCAUGGGGGUAGGAGCGCCCCCACAGAACCUUGGCCCCACGGCAUCGGCUACCGGCAUGGCUGCCUUCAGUGGCCUUGGCGGCCCACACCAGCAUGCGGGCGAAAUGCAGGGCCACCCGGGCUGUUUGGACAACAACAGCAACAACAAGGGCGGAGUCCCUGAUCACCAGCAUCAUCAGCAGCAACAGCAGCCGCUGCCCGGCUGGCGAAUGUGUGCCGGCAAUCCCUCUGGGCCACCCGGGCCGUUCUCCACCCCGUUGGGCCAGUGCCCAGGCAACAGCUUUGGUGCGAACCUGAGCAGCCCGGCAAGAACGAGCCCCGGGGCCGUGGCGGCCUCGUGCCAGCCAGACUUUUCUCGGUCGCCGCGCUCGCAGCUGCACCAGGGCAGCCCCAAGGUGGUGCCUUUCUCUCCCACGCGCGGGGGCAACUCGACGCCAUCGCCCUGCGGGACCAGCGGCAGCUACAACAACACCAGCAGCGGAUACAGCUCUCAGAGCUCCCCCAUGGACCCCACGCCCUCGUUCGGCGUGCAAGUGCCGGGCGCGCCGGUCUCAGCGGCCGGCCAGAACAAUAACCCGACGCCCGGCCCAAACGCAUCGCCCGGCCAGAGGACGGUGUCGCCCGGCCUGGGUGCGGCGGCGUCGCAGCAAGCGGGCAGCCAGAGGUUCACGUUGCCUCCGAACGCCCAGAGGGCUCUCGUGGGCCUGCAGGGUUACCAGAUCAAGCAGGAGAGGAUUGACGAGGCAGACACCAAGGAGGCGCAGGUGUCGCAGGGCGGCAGGGAGUGCAUCCCCGACGCGCGGCUGAUGGGCGGCCGUGAUGGUGAGCAGCAAGGGGAGGACGACGCAGACAAAAACCAAACGCAGACCAAGCUCAUGCAGCUGCUGACCAUCGGUGCGGAGCAGAAUGGUCACUGCAUCGGCCAGGGCCACUUGUCGUUGGAGUCCGUUCGGAGCGGCGAUGGCCGCGUUUUGUCCGGGUCGGGCUCUGGUUCCGCGACGUCGCCUUCGUCGGCGUCCGCAAUGAACUCGGCCCACGCGGCCUCGCUCACAGAGCGACACAAAAUCCUGCACAAGCUGCUGCAGGACGGCGGCUCCCCGCCGGACCUCAGUAAGCUGACGGGCCGCCCCUGCUCCGCCUCAUCCCUGCUCACCGGCACCAGGGAGGCAGCGGGCGGCCUGAAGCAGGACGGCUCGCUGAGUCCCCAGAGGAAGCAGGAGAGAGACCACGCCCUGCUGCGCUCGCUCCUCGACAAGGAGGAGAAGGAGAUGCCCGGCAAGUUUUCGAGCCCGCUGCAUCAGCAGCAAGAUGAAUUAGGAGACGUUAAAACCAAGCAGGAGAAAGGGGAAGAUUCCGGAGACUCGUGCUGUGACCAGAAAGGGGAAAAUCCCAAGCAGUCUGUGAAGCUGGAGCCACAGAACACCAUGAAGCUGGACCACUUUGAGGGCCUGGACAGUGCGCUGCAGGGCAUGGCCUAUGCUCUGGAAGGUGGUAAAGGUGGCAAAGGAGAUUCCCGGGGUCCUGCCAAGGCACUGCUGCAAGACCUGCUGCAGCAGAAUGGCAACGAGACGAGGGACUCGAGCAGUGCCCCUCUCUCUGGUCCCCCCUCCGUCCCGUCGUCUGUGGGCCCACAGGGGCAGGCUACGCCGCCGCGGCCCCAGUUCGCCCGCAGCGUGUCGACGGGCGGCCUCGGGUGCGGCCCGAUGCAGCCCGUGGUUCCGCCGCCCUCGCACCCGGCCGCGCGGAACGGGGGCCUCUACCCGUCCGGCACGCCCCUGAGACACCCCAGCAUGGGAGGUGAAUUAUACGAACCUAUUUACGGGGUUGCAGGCAUGAUGGCCGGACCUGGGGGUGUCAUGAGGAGGAUGAGCGUGCCGGGUGGUGAGGCCUGGGGUCCCCAAACGCCGCUCGGGCCCUACCCGUCCCACAGCGGCGCCAGCAGUGUGCCCACCUUGACCUCUCGCCCGGCGCCUGGCUACAGCCCCAUGCAGGGCGGUGUCGUGGGGAGCGGCGCCCCAACACUUCCCAUGAGGCCCAGCAGUCAGUCGGGUCACAUGAUUGACGUUGGUCCUACAGACCUCGGUCUGGAGAUGGACGACCUACCGUACCGACCGCAGCAGCAGCAGCAGCAGCAACCGGAGCAGUGGGUGGAGGGCAUGAUGGGAAUGGAACAGAGCAUUAUGGGAGAUCACGGAAGCAGGCCCGGAAUGGGUCCUGGCCCGGACAGCAUGGUCUUCUCGGGGUCCAGAGCCCGUGAGACCCAAGGUGACGACCUCGUCCUCAUGGCCCAGCUGCACUCACUGUUGAGCAGCACCGACGAGCAAGAGCUCGCGGAGAUCGACCGGGCGCUCGGCAUCGACAAGCUCAUGCAGUGCGGGCCGAUGGAGCUGCAACCGCCCAUGUAUUCAGCAAACCCAGACAUGUCCGGAAUGUCCAUGGAGCACAAGCAGCAACAGCAACAGCAGCAGACGCAACAACAGCAACAGCAGCAGACAGCGGCCGCUCUCGCUGGCUACGCCCGGCAGUCGCCCUACACGGCGGACCCGAGCCACGGCGGGGUCUACUCCGGCAUGCACCCCUACAUGGAGCACCAGUUUUCGCAGGGCGGCUAUCCCGGUGGCGGGGGCGGCAGUGCGGCGCUGUGCGGGGGUGGCAUGCGCACACUGAGCCCUGCGAGACCCAUGCAUCCUCUGCAGGCGCGGCAGGCGGCCGCGAUGAGGGCAGUGAGGCCCACGGCGUCCGCCCAGUUCAACUCGGCCCAGCUGCGCUUUCAGCUCCAGCAACGACUGCAGAGCCAGCAGCAGAUGGCUCAGAACAGAGGCGCGAUGAUGGGAGGGCAGUUCUACCCGGGCCCCUCGGGCAGCCCUGCCCUGCGUGCCAGCCUGCCCCAGCACGCAUCCGCGGCAAGUCGGGUCACCCUGAAUUCACAAAUGCUGGCGCAGCGCCACAGGGAGAUGCUGAACCAGCAACUGCGGCAGCGGCAGAUGAUGCAGCAGCAGCAGCAGCAGCGAGUGGCCGCGACAGGGAUGAUGAGACCACAGCAUCAGGCCGCUUUCGCUCCCUCCCCGGGAACGCUGGGCCGGGGUGUGCCGGCGCCGCCACGCCACCCAGGCCUGGCGCCGUCUGCGGGGCAGGUGGCCAUGGGCCAGGCGGCCUACCAGCACCAGGGCCACACGUACCCCCAUCCUUACGGCAGCCCGCCCUCGCCGGGUGCGAGCAACCCGCUCGCCACGCAGGGAAUGCAUCAAGGUGUGCAAAGUGGGAUGGCUGCAAGAGGAGGAGGUAUGAUGGCAGGAGAUGGCAUGGGCCAAUAUGGGCCGGGCAUGGGACAGCAGAAUGUGUUCCAGUUUCAUUCAGAAUGUUUGAUUUGUCCAGGCAUGUCCCAGCCGUCGGACACAGGCUUUGGGAUGGCUCCUGGGCCCGGCAGCCCCCUGCUGUCCCCGCGUCUGGCCCCACAGGGCCUGCUCAUGGAGGCUCCGAGUGACAUGAAGCCUUGGGACACCAGCACGAUGACCAACAGUGAGAUGUACCAUCAGCAGUUUGGGCGACCGGGCAACCCUAGCCCCUUCGGUGGCAUGGGUCUGCCAGAGUCCAUGGGCGCAGGCGGUGGCGACGGUGGCGGCGGCGGUGGUGGCAAUGGUGCUGCACGGGUGACCGGUCCCUGCCCAAUGGGCAUGUCUGCAGAGCUGCCCUCAGAUGUGGUUGCUAGCCAGAUGAAUCUGGUAAGACAGGCGAUGAAAGUGGAGUCCCCCUGUGGCUACGAUCAGUACGGCAACAUGGCCAGUGAAGACAAGGUGACGGACUCUCCCAUGAGGCCUCCCAGCCUCCUGCCGGGCCAGCUGCCGAGCUCUGACGUGAUGCACCCAGAGACCAACACAUUACAGAAUUUCUGCUGAUCUUCCCAAGAAGUCACAAAAUGUAUUCCUUGAUUUUGACACCGACAGGUUAAACCAAUAACACCAGCAACGUAUAACUUUCAAAGACUCUUCAGCCUCAGCCAGCGGACAGAGGUCCAACGUUUAAUGAUUAAAGCCUGUUGUACAUAAUUAAAGCUUUCUUUCAAAGCACUGUAAUUUAUCUCAGCCCAGGCUACACCAGUAUUACACGAUGUCACAACGACGCGUCGUCUGUUACAUUGUAUUUGGGCUGGAAAAAUCUAUUGAGUUAGGCGUGCAAAAUAGAUUGAAUUCGUAUUAAUUCUGAAAAGACAGAUGGGUAAAAAAUGCCUCGGGGUGCUUUGAAAUAUAUAAUUUAAAAAAAGGUCUCAAAGCUAACAAUAUUUAAAUGUAAAAUUGCACUUUAAAAAAAAUACACGAAUACAAUUACUGUAAUGCUAAUUGUUUCUAAUUUUAAUUGGUACAUUAACUCUUGAGAUGCUUCCAGAGUGUAAGAGUUAUCAGCUCACUGGACUUGCAAUCCAGAGGUCGCCGGUCCUAUUCGAUCUCCUGGCAAGCCUCUCCAUAGUCUCCCCCAUACAGCAGUAUAAAUGGGCCACCACACUCGAUUGGCAGGCUGCCUUUGGCGGGGUUAAGUGUGGGUAUUCUCACCGCUUCCAAAUUGUCUGUGGUAUGGAAGAGUAGGCCAAAUACAGCCUAGCGGGGCUCUAUAACGCCCUCUAGUGGAGGCCCUUGUGCUAGUUUUGAUAUGAGUAAGCAAUUGCAGGGCAGCACCUUUACCCAUAUUAAAACUAAACAAAACUUUUGAUUUUACCAAGUAAGGUCCAUAUUGACUGUAAAAGUCGUAUCUUUUUUUUUCCAGCCCUGUACGAACAAAAUAAUCGGAUCUUCCACACGGAGGCACCUCAGAUGUAUAAUUUAAAGAUUGUUGAAUGUAGGAAGGUCACUUGAUUUGAGGUCUUCAUCGUGGAAGCUUGCAGAGAAUGUACACGCAACAUUGUGUCAGGAGUUAGAAUAAUGUUAAGGAAUGCUUAGUUAUGAUUUUUAGGAAACCCAAUUUUGAGUUUUUUUAUAUGUAUAUGAAAAAAAAAUCUGUGACCCCCCACCCCCUACCAACUUUGUUGCCCAUGUUUUAUUUUGUAUUCUUUUUUAAUUAUUACAGGGUACUUGAGCUGAUGCUGGUCGAUUCUUUCUGUGCAAGAUGUAGUUAAAAGUUCACAAUAAAAAAAAUUUGCUUUGUUGUUCGACUAAACAAUUUGAUGUUGCAGUAUUUGCUUUAGACAUUUUUUUUUAGACGGGUAGAGGCCCGUGGCCUAAUAAUUCUAUAGUCCUAUGUCUGAUAUUUUUUUUUUAACUAGAGUUUCACGCUAACUCAAAACACAAUGUCUGCAUUCCCAUGUGUGCUCCAAAGUCUUUUUGGCGCACCGCUUGCCAUCGUCGUAAAGAUCGGCGCCUUUUAUUCUUCCAGCUGCCAGGGACGGGGAGACACAUGUGACCUCACGUGGUCCAGGGGUGUGACUUGCCUGUUGAACAACCACAUGCUCUGGCAGACACGAAAGCUCCCGAGGAUGGCGUGCGCGCACGCGCACAAGCUCCAGACGGUGUGUUUUUCAUCUUGUCAGGAAGGUUUUUAGAAAACGGUUUAAAAAAAAAAAUGUUUUGCUUAAAGAAACAAGUGAAACGUGUGUUCGAUUUCUUCAAAUGUUUGGAAUGGUGAUGAUUAAAGAGAGCGAUAAGUGAUUGGCUUAGUCGGCUUUGUCAAGGCAUAGUAUAAGCAGCAGGUACUUUGGUUUGGUAAAGUGCAUUCUAAAUAAUAAAUAGAUUGGUUUGUGUUUUUUUAACAACACGGAGGAGGAGGAGGAGGGGAGGGAGUUACCGACUUCCGUUUUAGAAAAAAAAAAACUGCAAACGUUCUUAAAGAAGUAUCCUUUAAAGCAAUAUAUACCUUGUUAGCUCAUUGCCAACAAUACAGACUUUACACUGGUACCAGGUGACGUUUGCGUUGGGUCUCGGGACUUAAGCGUUCCGACGAUAUACAAAUGUACAUGGGCUCCGGGUGUGAAGGGGCUGCCGUGUGUGAUGGCACAUGGGGGGGGUGGUGGGAAGGGGGGGGACGGCGGCAGUUGUUUGUUACUUUUGUAAAGCCACUUUUAUCCCACACAAAAUAAAAACGCCACCCAAAUUGUAUAAAGAAAAAAAAACAUUUUAAAAUAACCCAUUUAGGGAAUGGAAUCAAAAGCCAAUGCAGAGUGUUAUUUCCUAUUUUUGUCCAACAUUUUUGUAAAUAUGUAAAGAAAAAAAGACAUUUGUUGAUUAUUUAUGAUGUACAAUAUAACCCAUAUGUUCAUUACUUUUGGUUGGUUUGCCACCGGGGUCCUAGUCAGUGCAUUUUUCUGUUUUUUUCUUUUAUGCACUUUGCUCUGAAACAGCCAUGUGUGUGUGCUUUUAGUUACCAUGUUUUAUGAACUCGUGCUGUGUACAAAUGGACAGAGGGUGUACCGUUUGCAAAGUGUAAUCCCCCCUCCCCCGCAGGGCUGCUGAUUAAUGAAUUGGUGUUCAAGUAAUUAUUUUGCAGCCGCAUUUUAGCUGUUUGCUUCGUUUCACAAAAUUUAAAUAAGUCUAUUCUAAAUAUGUUCAAAUAACCUGUAAUUAUUCCAUGUUCAAUUUCGUGUAUUCCAGGUGUCCUCUUUCAGUAUAUUACAGUAUUCACUUUGCUUUAAAAUGCGUUUGUCUUGCAAGUGUAUGUACGCGUGCAUACACACUUAUAUAAAACUAUAUAACUUAUGAGCGUUUAAAUGAUAUGGCCAGUAUUUACAGUCUUAAUCUGUGAGCCCCCCUCCACCCCAUCUAGCGGGUCUGAGCUGUGUGUCCCGCAGUGGUUUUGAGUAGACGGCAGAAGAAAAACACCUCAUGUCUUCUUGUAACCAGGCGCAUUGAACUCACGGGUAUUGCAUUCGUGUUCUGGGCCUUUUGCUCCCGUAGUCGUUUCGUUUCGCUAAAAUCAUGAAGCACAAGGUGUGGUGGUGGUGGUGGUGGUGGUGGAGGAGGAAGCGCGGCGGUAGUUGGCAGUGAAGGGUCUGAAUUGGUGCGCAAAAUCCCCUGCAGUGCGACCAAGCCGUGUUGAAUGUGGCCUUAAGGAUAAAUGAGCGUUGGGUAGGGGGGGGGAUGAGCGGGGCGGGGAAAUGUUCCAAAACGGCUCCCGUGUGGCACAGCCGCAGAUAUGCAGGCAACAGACCCGGCGCUGCCUGAAUUUCAUUUUAGCCUAUUAAUCGUGACGUCUCGUCGUGUGUGAUAUCCUAAACUUUAGGACGCGGACGUGUUUUGAUCAGUAGUGUAUUUAAACUGCGUAAUUGAAAUGGCGGUGUAGUUCAACUCUGGCGUUUUUAAACAUCGGUCGAUGGUCACCUAUUCAGGCCAGAAAUAAUACCGGGUUACUUGUUGGUCUUCAUCGUGCACAGGUAAAUUUGGCAUUUUUACCAAGAUAAUGUUUCCACCAUCAGGCCUUGAAACACAUGCCCAUCUGAGCAUCAGAACAUGCGUUUCUGAGAGUCCAAUUGUAAAAAAAUAUAUUGCCCCUAACGACCUUUCGUUAAAAUUACCUUAUUUUGCGUAGUGGAGGCGCAUACAUUGUUCUAUGUUUGUGCUCGUGUUGUGCAGACCCUAAUAUAAGAGGAAAAUGAAAAGCCCCCGGACUUUGGCUCCGUUGUCUAAAAACGUGUGUGCGAUGUGCGUUCACCGUUGCUUUGAUUCUUAUUGGCGCGUUUUGUUUUGAAGAGACGGCGAUUGGGUCAAGGGAAGCGUGCACACCAAAGCAAUGCUUCGCUUGCCAAAUUGGGUUAAAUUCGUGGCAGUCUGCAGAUGCAGUCGGGUGAUUGCCAGGUUGCGUCUUCAUUGUCAGCAUGACGAGUGACACUUUGGUUUGACUCGCUGCUUCUGCGAUUUGUGUUUUUCCCUUUUUUUCUAGCCUGUACUAAAAGCUUUACAAGGCUCUAAUGCUCUCUCAAUGCAAAAUCUUUCAUUUAAUUAAUGUGUUUCACUGAAUAUGGGUUAAUUGUUGUUAAUAAAGCUAACCAACUGGUAAAA